This is a messenger RNA of Adelges cooleyi (spruce gall adelgid), 804 nucleotides long. RefSeq lists its product as uncharacterized. The record is from RefSeq and is a predicted model, not a curated record. The transcript is spliced from 6 exons. NCBI's taxonomy places the organism in Eukaryota, Metazoa, Arthropoda, Insecta, Hemiptera, Adelgidae. The coding region runs from base 125 to 700 and encodes 191 amino acids.
CCACCAUAUUAUUCUUCGAGAAUGGACUUUAAUACCAAUCGGCAAGAAAAUCACUUUUAUCUUAUUUAAUUGAAAUUUAAACACGUUUUUUAAAGUAAUAAAGCAGAUUACAAAAAAACAGAAUAUGAAUAUGAAAUACAUUUUGGUUUUGUGUUUUACUAUAAAAUUCUUGGUUCAAACUGUUGCGUACAGUACCGAUGACGUGGCUAUAGAAAAUUAUGUAGUAAGCAUCAACCAAUAUUCAGGCCAGGAAACUGCUCUUACUACGGCUCAAUUAUUGAAUAUUCUGGGCGACAACUAUGUAAAUUGUGUGAAUAUUUGUGUUGCAACAAAUCGUAUAAAAAAAAACGACUUAAACUAUGUAAAUAAUGUUCUAUUCAGGAUUAUCGUGGGUUGCAUUUGCGGAAUAGAGAACAAUACAGUACAAGAAUUUUUAAGGAAACCAAUUGCUAUAGCCAAUUUUAUAAUACACUUCAAUCAACAUUCAGGUCGGGAAACUGCUCUUACUACGGCUCAAUUAUUGAAUAUUCUGGGCGAGAACUAUGUAAAUUAUGUGAAAAAUUAUCUCAGGGAAAAGAGUAUGACUACAAACGACUUAAACCAUGUAAAUAUUGCUCUAUUCAGGAAUAUUGUGCAAUACAUUUGCGGAAAAAAGAACACGACAAUACCAGAAUUUUUAAAUAAACUAAUUAUCAAGUAAAUGAUGGUCUAUUCGGGGAUAUUGUGAAAUUCAUUUGCAUACAAACAGAAGUGUCCGUAGAAAAUGUUUUAAUUAAUUAUUAAUGAUUCAAUACUUUAAUAAAU